This is a messenger RNA of Poecilia reticulata (guppy), 938 nucleotides long. RefSeq names its product troponin I, slow skeletal muscle-like. Gene Ontology annotation, cellular component: troponin complex. The record is from RefSeq and is a predicted model, not a curated record. NCBI's taxonomy places the organism in Eukaryota, Metazoa, Chordata, Actinopteri, Cyprinodontiformes, Poeciliidae. Gene Ontology annotation, biological process: cardiac muscle contraction; skeletal muscle contraction.
GAUGUGGGAACUGUCAGGUGGACGAGGGGGUCUAUUUUAAUGAGCCAAUAGCAUSAUUGCUUUGAAUACGCAGAACUUUCACUAUUUAUCAUAAAGUGCUUUUCCUUUACAGCUAAACUGCUGGCCCGUCUGUUUUUCGCUCAUCGUCAAAGGAACGAUACACUGCUGCGAUGUCUGAGGGACCGAGAAAGCCAAAAAGGAAAUUUGCAGCCACACGUCGACUGCUCAUAAAAGGUAAGCUGCUGAAGAAGGCAGCUUCUAUGCUGGUCGCUGAAAGUCAAGAGAAAGAACUGGAGAAGGAAAGAGUUGUAAAUGAGAGCGUUCCUCCGCUCAAGCUGUCAGGACUGUCAGCCCAGGAACUCCAGGAACUUUGCAAAGACUUGCAGAAGAAGCUUGACGUCGCUGACGAGACGCGCUACGACAUGCAAAUUAAAGUCAACAAAAACGAGAAUGAGAUUGUGUCGCUGAAACAGAAGAUCAUCGAGUUGAAGGGGAUGAAGAAACCCAGCCUGAAGAGAGUGAAGAAGACCACAGACGACAUGCUGGGCGCGUGCACAGACGCUACCAAACUCAAGAAGGCCGACUUCAAGGCAAACCUCAAGACGGUGAAAAAAGAAGACGAUAAGAAGGAAGAAGUGACCGACUGGCGUAAGAAUGUGGAGGCCCUCUCUGGGAUGGAGGGCAGGAAGAAGCUAUUUAAUGCAGGACAAUGAAACAAUGCACAUAUUAAGUAAUCAGUCAUUUCCAAAUGCUGACGUUACAGAUCGCAGUCGUUGAGUCAAAUCGUAUCGUGAGCGUUUGAAAAGUUUUGAAUUUCAUGCUGAAAUGAAACGAUCAUAACAAUGUUUAGUCAUGAUUAAAUGUAAAUUACGAUACCACUGCAGGAAUAAUAGCCAUAGUUUAAUGCAAACUGAGAUUGUGGUACAAAAAAAGAAAAA